Molecule: messenger RNA, 1141 nt
Organism: Talaromyces stipitatus ATCC 10500
Lineage: Eukaryota; Fungi; Ascomycota; Eurotiomycetes; Eurotiales; Trichocomaceae
Product: maleylacetate reductase, putative
Exons: 2
Coding region: 1-1074 (357 amino acids)
Biological process (GO): protein histidyl modification to diphthamide
Cellular component (GO): mitochondrion
Molecular function (GO): alcohol dehydrogenase (NAD+) activity; 2-(3-amino-3-carboxypropyl)histidine synthase activity; metal ion binding
Source: RefSeq, a predicted model, not a curated record
AUGGAUUCCUUUGUGUACAAUGCCAACCCUGGACGGGUUGUCUUCGGAUCAGGGACAUUGAAACAACUACCGGAGGAAGUCGAACGACUCAAUCUCUCUGCUCCUCUUCUCCUAUCCACACCCCAACAAGUGAGCCAAGCCGAGCACUUGAAACAAGUCCUCAAUGGCAAGAUUGCAGGCAUAUUCACCGAAGCUACAAUGCAUACACCCACCGACGUAACGGAAAAAGCACUGCAAUAUGCCAAAGAUAUAAAAGCGGAUGCAGUGGUCUCAAUCGGUGGUGGAAGUACCAUUGGUUUGGGCAAGGCAAUUAGCAUUCGUACUGGAUUGCCGCAUAUCUGUAUUCCUACGACAUAUGCUGGAAGUGAAAUGACGCCGAUUUUGGGAGAGACGGCAGAUGGGGUGAAAAAGACCAGAACUGAUCCGAAGAUUCUUCCCGGGACUGUGAUUUACGAUGUUGAUUUGACCAUGACCCUCCCCGCGGCAAUGAGUGCGACGAGUGGAGUCAAUGCUAUUGCUCAUGCUGUGGAAGCACUUUAUGCACGCAAUACAAAUCCCAUCAUCAACCUCCUGGCCCUAGAAGGUACCAAAGCGUUGGCAUCAUCUCUCCCAGAGAUUGUGGAGAACCCAUCUUCACCCUCAGCACGUUCCCAGGCCCUCUACGGAGCAUGGCUAUGCGGUACCUGUCUCGGUAGUGUCGGGAUGUCUAUUCACCACAAACUCUGUCAUACUCUAGGCGGUAGUUUCAACCUCCCUCAUGCGGAAACGCAUACUGCCGUGCUUCCUCAUGCCAUCUCAUAUAAUGCGCCUCGCAUCCCGGAAGCCAUGAAGAAACUAGCCGACGCACUGCCGGAAAGUAAUGGGGAUGCUAUUCAUGGCCUCAAUGUACUCUUAUCGAAACUCAAGGUCAAGAGAGGCCUGAAAGAUUUUGGUAUGAAGGAGGAGGAUAUUGAUAAAGCUGCGGAUAUUGCUGUUAGCAACCCUUACUGGAAUCCCAGGGAGAUUGAGAGGGCUCCCAUCCGCGAGUUGAUUCGUAGGGUGUGGGCUGGCGAACCAGCAAGAGCUGAUCUGUAGAUUAAUUGACCUAGUAUAUACCAUAAGGAAGAUAGCCUCCGAGAAUGAAGCUGUUGUGGAAAUGGCC